Messenger RNA from Rubroshorea leprosula, 802 nucleotides. NCBI's taxonomy places the organism in Eukaryota, Viridiplantae, Streptophyta, Magnoliopsida, Malvales, Dipterocarpaceae. The record is from the annotation of a GenBank genome assembly.
ACCUCUCCCCUCGCACCCUUACUUUUCAUCGUGCCCCGGAUUUUUUUUUUUCUCUCCCCUUCAUGUACAGUCUGAAAAUGGUGAGAGGGAAAACCCAGAUGAAGAGAAUAGAGAAUGCUACAAGCAGGCAAGUAACCUUCUCAAAACGCAGGAAUGGACUGCUGAAGAAAGCGUUCGAGUUAUCGGUUCUCUGUGAGGCUGAAGUUGCACUCAUCAUCUUCUCCACUAGAGGGAAGUUGUAUGAGUUCUCUAGUUCAUGCAUGAACAAGACUAUUGAACGUUAUCAGAAGAAAUCAGAAAAGCACUCUGGAAACACCAAAGGACUACAUGAAAAUAUUCUGAAUGAAAUGGAAGAGACUCAUGACUUGGGAAAGAAGAUUGAGUUUCUUGAAGAUUAUAGACGAAGACUGUUAGGAGAAGGAUUGGGGCUGUGUUCUAUUGAUGACUUGCAAAACUUGGAAACCCAGCUCGACCGAAGCUUGGCCAAAAUUAGGGCAAGAAAGACUCAGUUGCUGUUAGAACGGAUUGAGAAGCUAAAGGGAGAGGAGAGACAGUUGUUGGAUGACAAUGCAAAAUUGCGAGAAAAGUGUAGUAUGCGACCGCGAGACGAAUCACAGGAACAAAAUACAGAGAGCAUGGAGGUAGAGACUGAACUGUUCAUAGGACCGCCUGAUGAGAGACGGAAUACUACUACCCAGAAAUUACCAUAAUCAAAACACACACAAGUUCAAACGUUACUCUCUCCGUCUUCAACUACUUACUAGUAUGUUUGAAUAAGGGGAAAUAAAUUGUGCAUAUACAU